Messenger RNA from Mya arenaria, 2722 nucleotides. Its product is annotated as protein white-like. The transcript is spliced from 18 exons. Lineage: Eukaryota; Metazoa; Mollusca; Bivalvia; Myida; Myidae. Gene Ontology annotation, molecular function: ATP binding; ATP hydrolysis activity; ABC-type transporter activity. Gene Ontology annotation, cellular component: plasma membrane. The record is from RefSeq and is a predicted model, not a curated record. Bases 64 to 2040 code for a protein of 658 amino acids.
GUGAUCACUUACUUAGGAAUACUAGCAUCCUUAGUGAAUAAAGCUCAACCGGGAAAGGAAAAUAUGGCGCAAACAGACACAGGAACAGACAAUGCUGUGUUUAUUAUGGACAAUUUGUUUGCUGAUAGUACCAAGAACGGUGGGGCAGGGGACGCUGCGAUAACAGCAAAGAAUGGUGUAGGGUCACUUUCACAUCAACAAGGGACGCCGACACAUCAGGACCCUGCGUUUGACGAUCAACAUCAUGAGAAGCAUGGGGUUGGUCACCACAAAUAUAAUUACACGAAUGAUGCGCACCAUAGUAUGGUAGAUUCCAUGGAGACAGUGACGUUAUCCUGGAAGAACGUUAACGUUCACGUCAACCCCGUAAACCGCGCGUGCUGCCGGGGUCCCGACCCUAGCGUAACCCCUAAACACGUUCUUCGUGACGUGUACGGCAUAAUGAAGCCAGGAACUCACGUGGCCAUUAUCGGUGCCAGUGGUUCAGGAAAAACAACACUCCUGAAUACCAUCACACAACGUAUAAACAGUCAGUCCUUGACGGCUUCCGGUGUUAUAAGAGUUAACGGCGUCGACGUCGGUUCCGGCAUUCGGAACAUCUCGGCUUACGUUCAACAGGAUGAUCUAUUUAUAGCCACAAUGACAGUUAAAGAACACUUGACCUUCAGGGGGCUAUUGCGGAUGGAGAAUGAGGUCUCGCGGUCGCGACGUCUGGAACGUGUGCAGGAAGUGAUCAAGGAGCUUGGAUUGACCAAGUGUCAGGACAACAUGAUUGGCGACCCCGGCCGCCUUAAGGGGAUUUCCGGUGGGGAGAUGCGACGCCUGUCAUUUGCCUCCGAGUUUCUGACUAACCCACCUCUUCUGUUUUGUGACGAGCCGACUUCCGGUUUGGAUUCGUUCAUGGCGGAAAAAAUUGUGCAGACCCUUAAAGGCAUGGCGGACAAAGGAAAGACCAUCGUCUGCACAAUUCAUCAACCUUCAUCCGAGGUGUUUGCGCUGUUUGACCACUUGCUGAUAAUGGCUGAAGGCCGGGUGGCGUUUAUGGGAGAAAUGAAACAUGCAUUAGAGGUCUUCAAACGGUCCGGAUUCCCGUGUCCAGUAAACUUCAACCCCGCAGAUUUCUACAUCCACACGAUGGCUGUAAUUCCAGGCAAGGAAACAGCAUGUAAAGCGCAAAUCGAGUCCAUAUGCGACAAGUUCCAGUCCUCAGAUGAAAGCAAUACUAUGCUUACUGAUAUCAAGCGUAUAGGUGAAAACCCCAAGGAAACUGGCAUCAUCUUUGACGAAGCGUUUUCCAACACCUCGCGAUAUGAAGCCAGUUUUCUCACCCAGUUUCGCGCAGUGUUUGCGCGCUCCUGGAAGACCAUGAUCAGAGAACCUAUGGUGGUCAGAGUCAGAGUCGCUCAAACGCUUAUGUUGGGGUUGAUAUUGGGCGUGAUCUAUCUACAGUUGGACAUCAAUCAAGAAGGCGUUAUGAACAUCAACGGUGUCCUUUUCCUGAUGCUUACCAACAUGACUUUCUCCAACGUUUUCGGCGUUCUCAAAUCGUUUCCACUUGAGAUGCCGAUUUUCCUGCGAGAAUAUGGUAUCGGACUCUACCGUGUGGACAUCUACUUCCUCUGCAAAACUUUCUCGGAGUUGCCGUCGUUCAUCUUUAUACCGAUGAUAUUUUGUGCUAUAACGUACUGGAUGGUUGGUCUUUAUUCGUCCUUCGAGGCGUUCUGUGUGUUUACGGGUGUUCUCCUCUUGGUCGCCAACAUUGCUGUGUCUUUCGGCUACAUUGUGUCAGCGGCGGCCAAUUCUGUAACCACGGCUCUGGCUAUUUCCCCGCCUCUCAUGAUUCCGCUAAUGAUGUUCGGAGGAUUCUUCUUAAACUCCGAUUCCAUCCCGGUAUAUUUCAUCUGGUUAGAGUACCUGUCCUGGUUUAAAUACGCCAACGAAGUUCUUGCCGUUAUCAGUGGCAAAACAUCGACAGUAUUGAAUGUUCUAGCAACGGCAACAACACAAAAUGCCUGUACAAGGACGGCGACUCGGUUCUGAGCUAUCUCAACUAUGACCAGGACAACGUCUUGCUGGACGUCAGCCUUCUUUGUGCAAUGCUGGUGGCUUACAGAAUCAUCGCUUUCAUCAUUUUGUUUGCCAAAGCCCGCAGUUCCAAGGGUUAGCUCAUCUUUACCCUUUGGGGUGAGCCGUUGAGCUUAUUUACCUCGGUUUGACCAAUUUUCCAAGCAACAAGUUCUGUAACAACAGCUACAACUGGUCUACCGAACCUCCAAUCACUGACUGUGUGCGUUCCCUUAGGAACUCCAAGGAUGUUUUUGAUUGGACAAGACAAAGACUAGAGAGCACGUGUAAACAGAGACGAACUGUUAUUGGUCGAUAUACUUUGACCGGAAAAAAAUCAGACAUUUUCAUGAAAUACAUUUAAAACAUUAAGUUGUAUUUUUAUGGCAAUUAAUAUCGUGUUUAGUUUAAACAUAUUUUAUUCAUCAUCGUAUACACACAUAUAAUAAAGACAUGUACAAUCUAGAAAAGGAUUAGAACGAAAGAUAAAUACAUCCUAAAAUGUUCUUCUCCAAACCUUAGCAAAAGUACAUAUUUAAUGACGGACAUUUCUACAGCUUUCAAUGAAGAUGACAUAAUGAUAUUGAUAUUGUUAAAUUGAAAUCAUGGCAGUGUUAAACCUGAUUUGGCUUUAUUUAAUAUUAUUAAAUAUUUGAAG